Asparagus officinalis (garden asparagus) is the source of this 2320-nucleotide messenger RNA. RefSeq lists its product as uncharacterized. The record is from RefSeq and is a predicted model, not a curated record. The coding region runs from base 695 to 1357 and encodes 220 amino acids. The transcript is spliced from 4 exons. Lineage: Eukaryota; Viridiplantae; Streptophyta; Magnoliopsida; Asparagales; Asparagaceae.
GUGGAUUGGUAGAUAGCGCCUAGGCUUGGUUGUGGAAUGUUACAGGCUAUACCGGUGCUAGGUUCGGCCUUUCGGGUGCGGAUCGUGGAUUGGAGUUGACAUAUUUAUGCUGCAGAUGGCUGAUCGCGGCUAAUGAGCCCGUUCAAGUGAGACCGAUUGCGGAGUUGGCCUCUGAAGUUGCGUCUCAAAUUGCGGAAAGGAUAGUUCAGGAAAACAUGCAGCGACAGAGGAAACAGGGAAAGAACCUGCCAGUCCCUCAAGCAAAGCAAAACAUAUAAUAGAAGAAGAAGAAGAAGAAAGUCUUUCAUUUUUGAUGAGGAGACUUCAGAAGAAGAGAUCAUCGGUGGUGAAGGCACCACCGCUGGCAGCGAUGAAGAGGAACUCGACAUAGGUUUGUCAGAAUCUUCUUACGAAGAAUUGUUGGAUCUGGCGAUUGCCGAUUGAACUCGCCGACUUAAGGCUCGAAAGAGGUGAAAAUUUUUGCCUACUUAUCCUCGUAGAAUGAUUGUUGAACUUCCAGGUGCGGCCUCUGAAGAAGAAAGAGAUGGAAUUCGCCCUAUCAUUCGUACCCGAUCUCGAACCGUGGGUCAGACUGGAUUAGAAGUUGAGGCGCGCACUAAAUUUAAGUAGGAUAAGCCUACGAUUCUUGAAGAGGCUCGACCUUCUAAACGUCAAAAAAUAGUUUUUAGGCGAAAUGCCAAGCUCUCAGAUCUCGAGACGGAGUUAUUUGGCGAAGCGUCUAUUAGUGAAAAAGGGGCACGUGAGGAAAGCGAAGCUCCAUACCACCUUCCUUCUCCCGAUCUUGAUUUUUUUUGAAGAACCUAGCUUUUCUCAACAAAUGCAUGAUGUGAUGGUCAAGGAACCCGCAUGUAUUAGGACCAACAAAGGUGUUGAUGUAGGACCUGGUCCAUCCAUAGUGGUUUCUAAUCCAGGUACAUUUAAUGCUGGUAAUACGACUUUCAGAUGGCAAUUUUGGGAAUUAAACGAUUCAGAAUCCGUGUCUCCCCUAAUUGUUUCCAUGCUUCUGACCCUGUUAGAAAAAUUACAGAAUGCGCAUGCUAACACUGAGGUUGUGGAACCUGCUGUGGCUGAUGAAGAUGUACCAGUUGAGAGUCCUGGUGAAGAAGAAACCUUGCAUCUCGUGAACAUCGGGGAGUUGGAUGCACCUCUCUCAGAACAAAUAGAAGGCUCUACUAGAUCUGACGACAAAUUGCUUGACGACAUGUUGUUGGAACAAACUCACCAUGAGGCCAUCGAAACAACAAUUGAGGCUACUCUUCUACAAGAAUCAUCAUCGACGCUCGGUCAUCGGCUCUCGAAACACAACUCUCCAUCCCUUCAGAAUUGCCGACUAUAGUGACCACUACCAUUGUUGGGAUUAGUCUGGUUGAACAGGUGGCAAGACCAACUAAAGAAGUCUGUACAUCAAUGACUGUCACGUCCGCAAUAACCCUAACGAUUCAUGCAGCCGGGAAAGCGGGACCGAAUGUGGGUCGUCAAAUUGAAGAACCCUCAGUCGCCAUUGGUGAGUUCUGUUUCGACAUUUAUCUUGAAAAUAUUUAGACCAAAAUUCCUAAAUAGUUACUCUUCUUUUUGGGGCUCUUAGUUCAGCUUUAUGAUCUCGUCAAGUGCUAUUAUGCAAUAAUGACCUAGAUAAAAUCCUUCUCCGCAUGGAAGUUCGUUCUUUCAUCUCGUUCAUGAAUGAGAUGGUUAACAAUCUUCUCCACAACGGGCUUUCUAUAUAUCUCUUUAAGUUAUAUCUUGAUUAUCAAGUGACCUUUCUGAGGAGUCAAGGGUAUUCAGAUCUGGCGGAUGCUAUCACUUCAGAUUUGGCUCGUCUCGAGUGUGAGCUUAAAAAGCUGAAGGAAUUCCAGACUGCUGGAGUCUCUUCAUACGUGGCUACUAAGAUGAAAUCUAGGUUACAAGCGUGGCGUGAAGCUCAAGCAUCUGCUGAUUCUAAGAUUCGGGAAGAAGAGGGUCUUCUUCACCAAAUGGAAGCAGCUUUCGCUGAUAAAUCGGCAACCCUUCGCAAUAUAGAUUCUUCUCUUGCUGUGAAGAUGACGAAGGUCCACGUGGAUCACGCUCGAGAAGUAAUGUCCGAUCAAUUGGCACUCACCAAAGAGAAGGUGACAACGAUGAAAGCAGAAGCCGCGAAGGUAUUGGCUGUUGAUGAGGAGUCAAUGAAGGCCACGCUUUAGAGCGAGCUCAAACAAGCCUAUGCGGAGGAAUUGUCCAAACUUGAACAGCAAAUCUGUAGUCAUAAAUUCAAUGUAGAUUGAUCAUAACCUCUGUUCCUACAGACUCAAUUUUAUUAAUGAAA